GGCAAUGACCCAGUAUCUACGUUACACGCGUAUUAUACGCCGUAGCAUCCGAAAUUCGCAUACACCAGAACCCUUCGGAAAAGCGGUCAAUGGCAAUGGCUGUGGAGGAUAAUGAUGGUCGCAGUUUGUCUGAAUGGAUCGCCGAAGCAAGCGCGUUCUUGAAUGAAGCUGUGAAGCCCUUAAAAGAAACCCAGACUUUGUCAACCUCUCAAAUACGGUCCCUUGUUCCUUCAUCAUAUACUGCACGACAUACCGACUCUGAUCUGCAUACCAUUACAUUGUACGCCCUCCGUCUUCUGUCAAACAUCCAGGUCGCUUCUAAGGCGACUCCGGUGCCGAGCCCCGGUGCCAUGACCCUUGGGAUGCGCGACUUGACGAUACUAUACAAGCUUUUCGACUUUCUCAUCAUAUACUGUCUUUAUCCCUGUUUGACAAUAGGCGUUGGUGUAUCGCUCCGAAAACGUUUGAACCACGCCUUCGGCGGCAAACAGCAUGCUCCAGCCAUAGAGAAAGGUGAAGGCAAGCCUGAUAUUCUUGAGGCAAUAUUAACGGGUAUCCUCAAUCUACAAAAGGAAGGAGGUGAUGUUGGAACUCUCAUUGGCGUCAGGAGCAAAUAUAUGCUGGAUGUUCUGGCAGGUUGUGGAGAAUUGGCAUUCAAUCCAGCAGUCUCGGAGACGGAAAAAGCUCAGUGGACAGCAAAAUUCAAUGAAAUGCUGGAAAGCCUGGAUGCGCAGGCGCUUAUCACCAUGCUCACUUCCCUUCUCCACACACAAUGUCCGACCUGGUUUCGCACCGUGCUGGCAGAGAAACUUUCGAUGGUCAGCGUACGACCCCGUGGAGACGGUGUCCAAAGUGUUGUGUCGUUUGUCUUGGGACUUCGUACAGGUGAAGACGUUUCACUUGAAAAGGUCACACGGGCUGCCAAGCUGAUAUGUGCGAUUCCAAAAACUAUGUCAGGUGAUGAUUACUACGGCAUAGUCUGCCCGCAGUUGUUGGGCAUGCUGGAUCUGCCCGGUGACAAGACACCUAUGCCUCGUGUCAGUGCUCAGAUAAUAGCUCAACUCAACAGUACAGUUCCUGAGGUCGCCCGACGGUACAUCAUUCAGCCAGUACAUCAACCCUUGCUCGCCCCUGCAAGUGAAGAAUCACUGCGAAAAUCAAUAUCUCGACUAACUGUAUUAGUUGUCAACCCCGACUUUGUCUUAACAGAGAAGUUGAUUCGGCCAGUUUUGUUACCACUAUGGGGCUUGCUGCUAUACGCUUACAAGACGAACCGGUCAACAUGGCAAGAGCAGGCUCAAUCGUUGAUACUGGUGCAUGUCAAAACUACAGGAGGUGCGAAGGCCAUUGUACGCUUACUGCAAAAUAUCACGUAUGUCUCGGGGCCUACCUGGGAGUUUGGUCCUGGUUCAGAGGGUGGCAUUAACAUCCGUCCUGCCACUAUCCAGCGAGAAGUAGGCAUGGACGAGAUUGAUGGGCGGGUUGAAGCAGCAUUGGAUCUCCUGAAGGGUGUUGAAACUGUCGAAGGGCUCAUGAGUGAAGUACUCCUUGCUCUGCUUCGUCUGUGGCUUAGUGCAGGCGAGGAAUCUGGCUCUUCUGAUCCAGUAGCGAUGGUCGCAACUUUGCGACUUCUACAGGAGACGCUUGACAGAUUCGGCGAAUCUGCUCUGAAGAAGCCAAGGCAGAUUAUUGAGCUGGUGAAAGGUGUAUUGGACGAGUUUGUCGAGAAGAUCAAAGCGUCUCGCAGGCAGUCCAGUCCGGCUACAGCAGCUCCCGGCUUGGCAGGACUCGGCAGCAUUGUACAGGGCCAAGACUCAGACGACGAGGAUGAGGACAAGGAAGGUGACGGUCAAGAAGGAGACUCUGAUACUGUCGGACUUGCGAUCAGUUUGCUAACUGCCAUCCUGGGUGAGAGCGAAGAUUUAUCGGCAGAAGAGGUUCGUUUGUUGGGCACGACCAAAUCUUCUCUCGACUUCAUCUCGCGGAACUAUCCGAAUCCAUUGCUUGCAGCCCCUGCCUUGAACUUGAAGACGUUGAUCGCUGCACGUACAUCAGUGUCCGAUGAUGUGGAAUCUACAUUGACUACUGAGAAGACAUCGGUGGAAAAAUAUGCUGAAGGCUUGCAAUUACUACAAGAUCCGCUUGUUCCGGUUCGCGCACAUGGUAUGCAAAUACUUCGUGACCUUGUCGAUGUCGCCGAUCCUGUCGUUGAUGUUAAUGCGGUCCUGAGCAUGUUUACCAACCUUGUCCGUGAUGAGGACAGUUUCAUUUACCUGAAUGCAAUCAAAGGAUUGUCAGCAUUGACAUACAGAUACGGGAUAGAAAUAACAAGGCAUCUACUCCAGGCGUAUGCCGAGAGUUCGGAAAAGUGGACAGUUGAUGCGCGGCUGCGGGUUGGUGAAGCUCUGUUGCGGACGAUACAGGGGUUAGGUGCUGCUCUCGUAGGUGAUGCGGCAACGGACAUUGCACGCGUACUCUUGGACGUCAGCGCAAGGCGGAAGGAGAUAGUCGAAGACGUUCGCCUUCGUGCAUCGGCUCUUAGUAUCCUGGGCAUGGCCGUGGAAACAAAUGCAACUGGUAUGGGUCAAUGGUGUGCACGAGCAAUUGAAGGUGCAUUGGCGAUCCUGCAGCUCGAAAGAAACGAAGACGCAGUUACUGUACGGCGUGCGUCUGUGGUCCUGAUAGCCGGGGUUUUGAAGGGUAUCGCUGCAGUCGCUGAGUUCCCUGCGGAACAUCUAAAAGACAUGCAGCGCAUUAUCACGUACGUGGAAGCUACAGACUCGGAUGAACUGGUUAGAGUCCAGGCAAGAGGGGUAUUGAACAUACUCCAUGACAUGAUCUCUGGGGAGUUCAGGUUGGAGGAGUCCGCGAGUGUUUUGCGUAUCUGAUAUUUUUGGGAUGCAUCGAACUCGGCCUGCCCGCAGGACGUGUUACUCUUCCAUCUUGGUAUCUUUCUCUCCUUCUGGUGCCGCCGCUACCCAC
Molecule: messenger RNA, 2982 nt
Organism: Saitoella complicata NRRL Y-17804
Lineage: Eukaryota; Fungi; Ascomycota; Saitoellomycetes; Saitoellales; Saitoellaceae
Exons: 3
Coding region: 90-2888 (932 amino acids)
Biological process (GO): protein secretion
Source: RefSeq, a predicted model, not a curated record